AUGCCGAAAGCUCCCAAGCAGAACACAAAAGCGAAGCAUGACCCACUCCAUGUCCAAAUAGGCGAGGAUGAAGUGCACGCGAAGUACGGCCGCAUAUCUCAGCCAGGGCGCCGCAGGAAAUCAAAAGCACAGGACGACGACGACGACGAGACCGGCGAAGUUAUUUUGGAUCCCAAAACCUCGCGGCGCAUCUUCGAGCUCGCCCGCGAUCAGCAAGAGGAACUCGACGAGAAGGAGCUCGAGGACGAGGACGAGGACGACCGACCGGACCUAUCUGCUCUCAGGGCGCCGGCCGCCGCCGAUGACCUUGAUGACCUGGACCAGUACGACAACGAGGACGUCGAGGAGAUAGAAGAGAUAGAAGUUGAUGAAGAUGACAUGAAAGCGCUCGAUGCAAUGCUCCCCGCUAAUGCGGGCGAGCGGAGAACCCUCGCGGACAUUAUCUUCUCUAAAAUCGACAAUUUCGAAGCAGGAAAGCCGGACGUCGCGCCAGAGAAACACCACGACCCUGACCGUAUACCUGACCCCGCUGCCGGCUUGGACCCUAAGGUCGUCGAAGUCUACACAAAAGUCGGCCAGAUGCUGACCCGGUAUAAGUCCGGUCCUCUCCCCAAACCGUUCAAGAUCAUCCCCUCCCUCCCGCAAUGGUCGCGCAUACUCGCCCUCACCCACCCAGAGAACUGGUCGCCACAAGCAUGUCACGCGGCAACGCGCAUAUUCAUCUCGCAGAUGAAGCCACCACAAGCGCGAUUAUUCCUGGAAGUUGUGUUGCUGGACGCCAUACGGGAAGACAUCCGCCUGACCCGUGAGGGCGCGCGCAAGAACAAGAAUCAUCGCAAGCUCAACGUGCACUAUUACGAGAGCUUAAAGCGCGCGAUGUACAAGCCCGGAGCGGUUUUCAAGGGCAUCGUCUUCCCAUUGCUGCAGACCGGCUGCACCCUGCAGGAGGCUGCAAUCGUCGCGUCUGUGCUCGCCAAGGUCAAGAUCCCCCUCGGCCACUCAGCCGCCGCGCUCAUGCGGUUGGCGAACAUGGACUACGCCGGCGCGAACUCGCUCUUCAUCCGUGUCCUCCUGGACAAGAAGCACGCGCUCCCGUACAAGGUCGUCGACGCGCUCGUCUUCCACUUCAUCCGCCUCUCGAACACGUACAAGGCGCGCCGCGCCGGCGACGUGGAGAAGCUGCCUGUGCUCUGGCACCAGAGCUUGCUGGUGUUCUGCCAGAGAUAUGCGUCUGACCUCACCCCGGACCAGAAGGACGCACUGCUGGACGUCAUCCGCGCGAAUCCGCACCCGCAGAUUAGCCCUGAGGUCCGCAGGGAGAUCGUUAACUCGGUGGAGCGUGGCGCUCCGCGGCCAGAUGCCGACGGGGACGUCUCUAUGGCAUGA
Molecule: messenger RNA, 1386 nt
Organism: Dichomitus squalens LYAD-421 SS1
Lineage: Eukaryota; Fungi; Basidiomycota; Agaricomycetes; Polyporales; Polyporaceae
Product: cell adhesion protein byn-1
Exons: 8
Coding region: 1-1386 (461 amino acids)
Biological process (GO): rRNA processing
Cellular component (GO): nucleolus; cytoplasm; preribosome, small subunit precursor
Molecular function (GO): snoRNA binding
Source: RefSeq, a predicted model, not a curated record